Molecule: messenger RNA, 366 nt
Organism: Ostertagia ostertagi
Lineage: Eukaryota; Metazoa; Nematoda; Chromadorea; Rhabditida; Trichostrongylidae
Source: the annotation of a GenBank genome assembly
GCUUUCGACCAUAUUCCAGACAACCGUUGCGGCCCUCAUUACUCUGGAGCCGCGUGCGACUGGCCAAUCUGUGUGCAUGGAGUCGUGGAUCCAGUCAGCCGGGUAUGCCAGUGCUAUAAUCAUUUUGCACCUCCAUUCUGCGAGUUUUGCUUGCCAGGCUAUUGGGCAGAAGCUUGCGAUCGUGAGAUUCUCCCAGCUAUGCCAGAACCCUUACUGCCUCCAUUCUUUGGCCAUGUGGUCGUGUAUUUAGUUGUCGUUCUUCUUAUACUUCUUAUUUACUUCGCAUUUGGAAGGUGCCGCUCUAAUCCUCCACCUUAUGAGGAGGUUAUACAGGAAGCUCCACCUCCACCUUAUUAUCUCAUCUAA